This is a messenger RNA of Dictyostelium discoideum AX4, 1920 nucleotides long. RefSeq names its product HAM group protein. Gene Ontology annotation, biological process: regulation of gene expression; regulation of DNA-templated transcription; chromatin remodeling. NCBI's taxonomy places the organism in Eukaryota, Evosea, Eumycetozoa, Dictyosteliales, Dictyosteliaceae. Gene Ontology annotation, molecular function: protein-lysine-acetyltransferase activity; histone acetyltransferase activity. The record is from RefSeq and is a predicted model, not a curated record. The transcript has a single exon. Gene Ontology annotation, cellular component: nucleus. Bases 1 to 1920 code for a protein of 639 amino acids.
AUGGAUAAACAAGAUGAAGAUAUUAUAAUGGAGGAAGAGGAGGAAGAUGAAGAAGUAGAGGAGGAAGAAGAAGAGCAAGAAGAAGAGGAGGAAGAAGAAGAGGAGAAAGAAGAAAUGGUUGAAGAUGAAGAAAUAGAGGAGCCUGAAGAAGAGGAAGAGGAAGAAGAAGAAAAAGUUGUAGAGGAAGAAGAGGAGGAAGAAGAGGAUGAGGAAGAGGAAGAAGAAAAAGUAGAGACUGAAGAACUUGAGGAAGAAAUGGAAGAGGAUAAAGAGGAAGAAGAAACUGAAGAGAAAGAUGAAGAAGAGCAAGAAGAAGAAGAGGAAGAGGAAGAGGAAGAGGAAGAAGAGGAAGAAGAAGAGGAAGAAGAGGAAGAAGAUGAAGAGAUUGAAGUAGAGAAACCAAUUGAAACAAACAAAAAAGAUAAAAAGAAAGAUACAGCAAAGAAAAAUACCACCACCACAACCACCACAACCACCAACCAAAAAGAUAAAGAAAAAGAAAAAGAAGAAAAGUUUAAAAAUAAAGAUAAAGAAAAGAAAAAAGAAGAAAAAGCUAAAAUAAAAAUCAAAGAAAAAGUGAAAGAAAAAGAAAAAGAAAAAGAGGACAAAGUGGAAAAAGAAAAAGAAGAUGAAACUAAAAAAACUAAUGGAAAUAAAAAUAAUAAUAAUAGUAGAAGAGUUUUAGAGAAUGGUACAAUUAUAUUUUGUGAAUGGAGAGAACAACAAUUUAUUAAAUGUGAUAUUAUUGAAAAGAGAGAAUCAGAAUUAAAGAAUGGAACCUAUGAUUAUUAUGUACAUUACCAUGAAUUCAAUCGUCGUUUAGAUGAAUGGGUGCAUGAAUCAAGAAUGGAUUUCAGUAGAGUUAUUGAAAAGAAACAACCAGUGAAUAGUAUAACAGCAAUUAAUUCACAUGGUGGUGGAGCUGGUGGAAGCGGUGGUGGUGGCGCCAAUGGUGAGAAUGGUAUUACUGGUGGCAAUAAGAAACAACCACCAAAAAGACCAUCUCAAAAAGGUUCAAUGGUAAUGGAUGACGAUUCAAAACUAUCAGAAUUGGAGAAAGAACAUGAAGAAAUUACUAAAGUGAAGAAUAUUAAUGUUAUAGAGUUGGGUCGUUAUGAAAUUGACACAUGGUAUUUCUCACCCUAUCCAGAGGAGUUUACAAAAACUGAUAAACUGUACCUCUGUGAGUUUUGUUUGAAAUAUAUGAAGAAAAAGACAUCUCUAAAACGACAUGCUUUGAAAUGUGAUUUGCGUCAUCCACCUGGUAAUGAAAUCUAUAGGUCUGGAAAUAUAUCAAUGUUUGAGGUUGACGGUAAACGUAACCGUAUCUAUUGUCAAAAUCUUGGAUUGUUAGCAAAACUAUUUCUAGAUCAUAAAACUUUAUACUAUGAUGUGGAACCUUUUCUCUUUUACAUUAUGACCGAAUAUGACGAACGUGGUUGCCAUAUGGUCGGCUAUUUCUCAAAGGAAAAGGAAUCACCUGAUGGUAAUAAUUUAGCUUGUAUUCUAACAUUACCACCCUACCAAAGAAAAGGUUUUGGCAAAUUAUUAAUUUCAUUCUCUUAUGAACUCUCAAAGAAGGAAGGUAAAGUUGGCACACCCGAAAAACCAUUAUCAGAUUUGGGUCUUCUCUCCUACAGAUCAUAUUGGACUCAAGUACUUUUGGAAAUCUUAAAAACUCAUAAAGGAAAUCUUUCAAUCACUGAUAUCUCCAAUAUUUCCGCCAUUAGAACUGAGGAUGUUAUCAGCACUCUACAAUCACUCAAUCUCAUAAGAUAUUGGAAAGGUCAACAUGUUAUUCAUAUCACUCCAAAAACACUAGAUGAUCACUUGAAAAUUUAUGCAAAACAAACUUCAAAAAUUGAUCCAAAAUGUAUUCAUUGGGUGCCUCCUAUUGUGAAUGUUAAAAAACAUCGUUAA